AUGUCCAGCCCAGUUGACGAAUCUAAAACCCAUUUGGGUCCUCCACGACGCGACACCGACCCCUCCAGUGACGACGACCGUCUGGGUAACCGAUCGACCAACAAUGACGAACGCCCGUUGACCCGCGAAAAUCCUCCUCCGCCCUCGGGGGGUAACCAGUGGGGCGUGCUCUUCAAGGCCAUCCGCGAUGGCACUUCACAACUCGCCGAAAAACUCGGUCGUGAUCCUGACGGCGGUGAUGGACUCGACUCGGCCUGGCACCCGGAAGACUACGGAUUUCAGGAGGAUAUCGAGAUGAGAGAGAUGCUCGCCGAGGAGGAACUCGAGGAUGCUGCCUACGCUUCUAAGCUUCAGUCGGUGCUGGGUUCUGAUGCUAAUAAUCUUGUCAAGAACCUGGGGUUGGGUGAGACUCCGUCGCGGACCAACAGCAAUGAUGAGAAUCUGGUCGGAGGUGUGCUCUGGCAUUUACUCAGUCAUCAGAUGGGACAUAAUCCGGAGGAAAUUCAUGACGAUGGUGCUAUCCCAGCAUCGACAGAAGACGGACUGGCGCCGUUACCUACUGAUCUGCGGAAACGUCGCAAGAAGAAGUGGUACGAUGAGGAUCCAACAAACGACAAAGAAGGUCGGAGGAAGAUGAAGGAGGAGCUGUUGACGCAGAAGAUUGGCUCGCUUCUCACCCGCCAGCGGUAUAUGAUUCAGCUGUGUCGCGCACUGAUGAAGUUCGGCGCUCCGACGCAUCGUCUGGAAGAAUACAUGCAGAUGACGGCUUACCGAUUGCGCGUGAACGGCCAAUUCAUGUACAUUCCCGGCUGCAUGAUUAUCUCAUUUGACGAUCCCCUUACCCGUACUGCGGAGGUCAAGCUGGUCCGGACUAGCCAUGGUUUGGACCUUGGCCGACUCGGGGACAUUCACAACUGCUACAAAAAUGUCCUCCAUGGCAGACUGUCGCCGGAUGAGGCACUCCCGGUGAUGGACGAUCUCCUUACGCGAAAGAGUCGCAUUCAUCAGGCCUGGCUGUUGGUCUUGCUGUCCGGUUUCGCGAGUGUGGCGGUGGGUCCGUGGGCGUUCAGCGCGCGCCCGGUCGACAUGCCCAUCAUCUUCUUCCUGGGCUGUCUGCUCGGAAUAUUGCACAUUUACUACUCCAGUGGCGAACCUAUUUUCUGUUUCUCCGCCCUGGCCGAAUCGUCCAUUGCACUGAUCCUUCCAGGAUACUCCGUGCUGUGUAGCAGUCUGGAAUUGCAAUCGCAUCAGAUCGUGGCAGGGUCCAUCCGACUGGUCUAUACUAUUAUUUAUUCGCUUUUCCUCGGGUACGGCGUGACAGUCGGUCUGACGAUCUACGGGCUGAUGGACGAUAAUGCGACCACGGCCACAACCUGCCCUUCACGGGAUACCAAUAUUUACGGCAGCGUAUACGUGCAGGAAUUCGUGUUUGUGGCUGUUUACUGCGCCUUUGCCGCCAUCCUCAACCAGGCCAAAUGGAAGCAGCUGCCGAUCAUGUCCUUCAUGGGCGUUGCAGGCUACACGACCUACUACUUUACCGCCAACCACUUGGACAGUCGGUUCGGCAGUACGAUUGGGGCGUUCACGAUCGGAUUGUGUGCCAACCUGUACAGUCGGGUGUGGCAUGGACAUGCUGCUGCGGCUAUUGUACCGGGCAUGUGGACGCUGGUUUCGUCUGGUCUGGCCAGUAGUGGAUCGAUCAUCUCGGGAUUGGCAUAUGCAGAAGCAGUGAAGAACGACACCGUUUCGGAUUCCACCACAACCAAAACGCAAGAGUCACUGGGGGGUUUGGCGCUGAGUAUGAUACAGACGGCGUUGGGAAUCACGGUCGGUCUGUUUCUUUCCGCAAUGGUGGUCUAUCCGGGUGGAAAACGCAAGGGCGGUUUAUUCAAUUUGUGA
Molecule: messenger RNA, 1899 nt
Organism: Aspergillus vadensis CBS 113365
Lineage: Eukaryota; Fungi; Ascomycota; Eurotiomycetes; Eurotiales; Aspergillaceae
Product: threonine/serine exporter family protein
Exons: 2
Coding region: 1-1899 (632 amino acids)
Biological process (GO): transmembrane transport
Molecular function (GO): transmembrane transporter activity
Source: RefSeq, a predicted model, not a curated record